AGCUCCGGUGGUCCGACUCAAGCUCCUCUCGCUCCUCUCCACCGUCAAAUUUCAUCGGUUGAAUACAAGCCUUCUGCUUCUGGGGAUCAUAAAAGAUGAUGAGCUCUUCUGAAGAUUCAGAAAAGAAUGCCAACUCAGUGCAUCAUGUGAGAGAAGACAGUGAAUAUGUCAGGCUGGUUAUAUCCAACGAAACAAACACAUUAGAAGCAGAUGUUUUACAGUCUCAAUCAGAAGCAGGGGCUAAAUCAUUUUGGUGGUGGAUUAAAGCCUUAGCCUUGUGCCUUGUCACCAUUAUAUUGCUUCUCAUUUUCUUGAAAUGGGGGGUUCCAUUUCUUUUUGAAAAGGUUCUGUUGCCAAUAAUGCGAUGGGAAGCCACAGCCUUUGGCCGUCCAGUUCUUGCCCUUGUUCUCGUUGCUUCUCUGGCAUUGUUCCCUGUGUUCUUCAUUCCGUCUGGCCCUUCAAUGUGGUUGGCUGGAAUGAUUUUUGGUUAUGGCUUGGGAUUUGUUAUAAUUAUGGUUGGGACAACUAUUGGGAUGAUCCUACCAUAUUUGAUUGGUUUGUAUUUCCGUGACCGCAUCCAUCAAUGGUUAAAGAGAUGGCCUCGAAAUGCUGCAAUGAUUAGACUUGCUGGGGAAGGGAGUUGGCUCCAUCAAUUUCGAGUGGUUGCUCUCUUUAGGGUUUCACCCUUUCCAUACACAAUAUUCAACUACGCGAUCGUGGUCACAAGUAUGAGAUUUUGGCCCUACUUGUGGGGAUCAAUUGCUGGGAUGAUACCAGAAGCUUUUAUUUACAUCUACAGUGGUCGCUUAUUAAGGACAUUUGCGGAUGUCAAGUAUGGGAACUAUCACUUAACCACAGUUGAGAUUGUGUACAACAUUCUAUCCUUAAUCGUUGCAAUUGUAACCACCGUUGCUUUUACUGUUUAUGCUAAAAAUGCUUUAAAUGAGCUAAAGAGGGCAGAGUCUAGUGGGGUGGAAGCAGCUGCUUCUGACCAUACCAGCUUACAGAUGGAAAAGCUUCCCCUUGAAAAGCCUCAUAUUUUUACGUUGUAGGAGAAACCUAGGGUUCCACUCAGGUAGUAUAUCAGUGCAGAUAAUUGGAUUUGCUAGUGAUGCUGCAAAUCACUUUAUUUUUUUCCUCCUAUUAGGGAGAAGUUGGAGUGGUUAUUAGUUUUUCCUUCUUAACCAUGUAAUUAUAUGAUAUGCAAACAAAAGAAAAGGUUAAAAAUAGAAAUAUGGACAAUAUCUUGUAUAAAGCUUAGAGAAACUUCCGAGCAUAGUUUGUGUUUUUGAGGAGGUAACAUACUUUUGUUUAGCUCAAGGCAUAGAGUGCGCUAUUGUACAUAGCAAUAAUCAAAUAAUACCAAAGCCCUUUUGUGUUCUUUGUUGUUUGUAUUAUUGCU
Messenger RNA from Fragaria vesca subsp. vesca, 1402 nucleotides. RefSeq lists its product as uncharacterized. NCBI's taxonomy places the organism in Eukaryota, Viridiplantae, Streptophyta, Magnoliopsida, Rosales, Rosaceae. Bases 96 to 1052 code for a protein of 318 amino acids. The record is from RefSeq and is a predicted model, not a curated record. The transcript has 5 exons.